Ornithorhynchus anatinus (platypus) is the source of this 13224-nucleotide messenger RNA. RefSeq names its product vacuolar protein sorting 13 homolog A (gene VPS13A). The transcript has 72 exons. Gene Ontology annotation, cellular component: extrinsic component of membrane. Gene Ontology annotation, biological process: protein targeting to vacuole; autophagy; protein retention in Golgi apparatus. Bases 157 to 9696 code for a protein of 3179 amino acids. Lineage: Eukaryota; Metazoa; Chordata; Mammalia; Monotremata; Ornithorhynchidae. The record is from RefSeq and is a predicted model, not a curated record.
CCGGCCGCUGUCACUCCACCCCCGUCCCCGCCUCCCGGCUCCGCUGGGGUCACCGAGCCGAAGCGCCGCCACAGCCGGCAGGAUCCCGAGCCCGUAGGGCCGGGCGGGGAGUCUUCCGACGGGAGCGGGGCCCGGCGGUGGCCGUGGCUGCGGAAGAUGGUGUUCGAGUCGGUGGUCGUAGACGUACUGAACCGGUUCCUAGGGGACUACGUGGUCAACCUGGACAGUUCCCAGCUUACUCUGGGCAUCUGGGGAGGCGCUGUAUCACUUAAGAACCUUGAAAUUAAAGAAAAUGCUUUGAGUCAGUUGGAUGUGCCUUUUAAAGUUAAAGCUGGACAUAUACACAAACUUAACCUGGCAAUUCCAUGGACAAACCUUUAUACUCAACCAGUUGAGGCAGUUUUGGAAGGAAUUUAUUUGCUCAUUGUGCCUACAGCCAGCAUAAAAUAUGAUGCUGAAAAAGAAGAGAAACAAAUCCAAGAAGCAAGGCAAAGGGAACUAAGUAGAAUAGAAGCAGCAAAACAGAAAAUGGCUGAUAAAGAAAAUCCACAAGAGAAACAGGAUACUUUUUUAGAAAAAUUAGUCACUCAAAUCAUCAAAAAUCUUCAUGUGAAGAUCUCCAGCAUUCACAUCCGCUAUGAAGAUGAUGUUACCAAUCAUGAAAAUCCACUGUCAUUUGGAAUUUCCCUGGAAAAUCUCAGUUUGCAGACAGCAGAUCAGAACUGGAAUCCAUGUUUACAUGAUGAAGCUGCCAAGUUGUUCUUUAAGCUCAUUCGACUGGAUAACUUUUUUGCCUAUUGGAAUGUAAAGUCCCCGUUGUUUUACCAUGGUGAUUAUCAUAAUUCUUUGAAAUUGUUAGAGGGUGGCAUUGCCAGCAGAAACGUGACUCCAGAAGGCUAUGAUUUUGUAUUUCGUCCUAUAUCAGCCAAAGCCAAACUUAGAAUGAAUCCUCGAGCUGAGUCUGAUUUUUCUUCACCAAAGAUGGAUUUGGAUGUUAAACUAGAUGAUAUAACCAUUGAAUUGAAUAAGUUACAGUACUUCAGUGUCAUGGAGCUCCUUGAAUCUAUUGAUAUGAUGACUCAAAAUCUACCGUAUAGGAAAUACAGACCUGAUGUACCCGUGCACAAUCAUGCCAAGAAAUGGUGGGGAUAUGCCAUAAAAGGUAUUCUUGAAGUAAAUAUCCGGCCUUCCAUGCGCAUGUGGUCGUGGAAGUACAUUCAACAGCACCGACAAAAAGUGAAGAGGUACAAACACCUGUAUAAGAAAAAGAUAUCAAGCAAGAAGCCAGGAGGAGAAAUUCUAAUCCCUUUGGAGGAAUUUGAAAAGACUUUGGAUGUCUUCAACAUUACUUUGGCAAGGCAGCAAGCAGAAGUUGAGGUAAAGAAAUCUGGAUUCAGGGUACACAAACUUGUUUCAGAAUAUUCAGAUGAAAAUUCCAGAGGCUGGUUCAGUUGGAUAUGGGAUUGGACAGGUCCUUCUGAGGCGAGACCAGAAGUUAGAACUGGAAGUCUUGAGGAAUUGAUGACACCUGAAGAAAAGGCUAAAUUAUAUGCAGCAAUUGGGUAUAGUGAAACAGCUGUUGAUCCUUCAUUGCCAAAAUCAUACGAAUCCAUGAAGUUAGUUGUCACCUUGCAAAGCAUGUCCAUUUGUAUACGGGAAAAGCAGAACAAACCUGAGUUGAUAAGAUUUGUACUAGGAGAAAUGAACACGGAAAUAGUACAGCGGCCGGGAGCCCAAUCAAUCAGAUUUGGAGCCAUAAUUGACUCAUUUAAAGUUAUUGGCCAGUCAAAUAAAAAUGAAUGCCCACUUCUUUCUUCAAUGGGAGAAUCGUCUUCCCUCUUGACAAUUUUUUUUGAGACCAAUCCGUUAGAUGGAACCUGUGAUCAGAAGUGUAGAGUGGAAGCUCAGCCUAUGGAAAUUAUAUAUGAUGCAAUGACAGUGAACAGUUUAAUAGAAUUUUUCCGACCCCCGAAAAAAGUACAUUUGUCCCAGUUAACUUCAGUGACUCUGAUGAAACUUGAAGAAUUUCGUGAGAAGACUGCAGCAGGAGUGUUGUACGUCAUUGAAACUCAGAAAGUUCUUGAUCUCAAAAUUGAUUUGAAGGCUUCAUACAUUAUCAUCCCACAGCAUGGCUCCUUAAAUCAAGAGUCAUCAAAUAUACUUCUUUUGGAUCUUGGUCAUCUAAAGAUGAUUAGCAAAAGUCGCUCCGAAUUGCAAGACAUCCGAGCAGGCUGGGCCAGUAUUGAAGAUAUCAUGUCUAGAGCUUAUGAUACUUUUGACAUUCAGCUGAGUAGCAUACAGCUACUUUAUAGCAGAGUCGGUGAAAACUGGAAGGAGGCUCGAAAGCUCACCCAUUCUUCUCAGCAUAUCUUGGAUCCUAUGCACCUCAAGGUGGAAUUCUGCAAGGCCAUGAUUGUCACUGAUGCGAGAAUGCCCAAAUUCAAACUUUGUGGACAGCUGCCUCUGCUUUCUCUGCGAAUCUCAGACAAAAAAUUGAGGGGGAUUUUGGAAUUAAUUGAAAGUAUUCCAAGAUUCUCAAGCCCUCCUGAUCCUUCUACCCAGUCAAGACCUUCUCAAGUUCAAAUGACCCUUCCACUUGCAACAGCACAGGUAUCCCAGAGAGGACUUCCUUGCUUGGAACUUUCUAAAAUUCUGGAAUCUGAUGAGGAGGAAUUUUUCGAUGCACCAACCAGUCCAGUGAGUGAGUCACCGAACAGUGAGGCCCGUCCUUUGUUCCCCACCCAGAAAUGCGGUAUAAGUCAUGGAAAAUUUCAGAGGAGAGAGUCCUUGAAGAACCUCACUGAAUUUAAAAUAAGAUUUGAGUUACCUGAGGUUAUAAUUCAGUUGUGUCAAUUUACCACAGAAGACUUUGAACAGCCUGUGAUGGAGCUGAAUAUCAUUGGAUUAGGCACAGAAGUUCAAUUUAAAACAUUUGAUAUGAGCAUAUCUGCAUUUCUGAAGGAAAUCUGCCUAAAAUGUCCAGAGUACCUGGAUGAAGAAAACAAGACAAUUUAUAUCAUUACAACAUUAGACAACACCAUAGAUGAUCUGCUGACAAUGGAAUAUGUGAAAACCGAUAUUUGUGGAGCUAGACAUGCCUCAGCCUAUAGUAAUAUUGAACAGAAGUUAAAGGUUAAUUUCUCCUCCUUGGAUGUACAUUUGCACACUGAAGCACUACUUAGUACCAUGAAUUAUUUAAGUAAUCUCCUUCCACAAGUGGAAAAAAAGCCAUCCAUGGAAGAUCAAACACUAGAAAGUGCAGAGAAAACGGAAGUACUUAAAAAAAUAGCAUCAAAAAAGCACAAGCAUGAGGAUAUCAUACAUUUUCAGGUUUUUGCAGAACUGGAAAGUUUACGUUUCUUUAUUCGAGAGCAAAAGCGCAAAAUUUCUGAAAUUAGGAUUGAAGGGCUUGAUGCACAGGUGAUUAUGAGACAGUCAGCAACUGAAAUAAAAGCAAAACUAAAGAACAUCACUAUCUUGGAUUCUGAUGAAAUGGCUGUAUAUAAGAAGGCUGUUUUUAUCACUGGGAGAGAAGUCUUCACCUUUCACCUGAUUUCGUAUGUGGGUGCUACUGCUGGUGCUGCAUAUACAAAUAUGAACAUAGUUGACAGUCACAUUUAUUUAACUGUUGGUUGCAUUCAAGUGGUUUUUGUCAACAAAUUUCUUUCUUCCGUGUUGGCUUUUGUUGACAACUUUCAAGCUGCUAAGGAAGCAGUGACAGAAGCAACUGUUCAGGCAGCGGGAAAAGCCGCCACAGGGGUGAAGGAACUGGCCCAGAGAAGUUACCGGAUGGCAUUAGAUAUCAAUGUCAAGGCACCCAUUGUGGUCAUUCCACAGUCACCAGUGUCCCAAAAUGUUCUGGUGGUUGAUUUUGGUCUGAUCACAAUAAAGAACAAAUUCUACAUGAUGUCGAAGAUGAAGUAUAACCCUCCGCCUGUUAUUGAUUCUAUAACGAUAAAACUGAGUGAAAUGAAACUUUACAGGUCCCAAUUUAUAAGCAAUUCAUUGCAGGAAGUACUUGAGCUACUGCAGCCCUUAAAUCUAGAAGUUAAUGUUGAGCGAAACUUAUCUUCUGAGUGGUAUCAUGAUGUUCCAGACAUUAAAAUAACUGGGAACCUUAAACCUAUGCAGUUAAUUCUCAGCCAAGAAGACAUAACUACUGUCUUAAGGACACUGCGUGAAAACGUUUGGGACAGUUAUAUUGAGGAUGACCCUUCAUCUGUAUUCAAAAAUCAAGCUAGCCAUACUGGUUUUGCUAAGAAUGUCUCCCAACUGUCAAGAACGACUGUAGUGACAGCUGCUGUAGUGGAAGUUCAUCCAAAACAGGAAAAGAUUAAGACUACACUGAGCAUGAACUUCAGGAUUGACUCCCUCACCCUGAUACUGUAUAGUGGAACUACUGAAGAGUUUUUCCCUUUACAAAAGCGGAAUUCUUUACUGAUAGUUGCAGAAUUUAAAUUGGAUAAGAUUUUAUCCACUGUCCGCCUCUCGACAGACAGCUCGAUAUUUGCUGCAUUUACUUUAAAAAAUUGUGGUUUGGAAGAUAAACGGGUGCAUGUGCAGAAGGCAACACCGAGAAUGAUGGGAAUGACGAUUGGGUAUGAAACAAAAGACAUGGUUGACGUAACUUACAAACAUAGCAGAGAUGGAGCUCUCAUCGAUGCAGUUAUUCAAGAAAUAUAUCUCUGUGCUAGUGUGGAAUUUCUGCAGGCUGUUGCAGAUAUAUUUUUGCAGGCCAAUGAGAAAAGCGCUGCUGCACGGAAACUCAUACAAGCCUUGCCCACUAAAGAACAAGGGUCUAUUCAGGUGGUCCCGAAGCUUGAUAUUAAUGUUAUGGUUCGAAAUCCUGAAAUCGUAUUUGUGGCUGAUUUAACCAGAAGUGACGCUCCUUCGUUAGUAGUUACUACACAGUGUGAGCUCUCCGUGAGAAACACUCCAGAAGCGCAUAAAAUUACUGCUAUCAUUAAAGAUCUUCAAGUACAAGCUUGUCCGUUUCUUCGAGGAAAAAGAGAUGGCAACAUCACUACUGUUUUGCAGCCCUGUGACUUUUUUUUCCAAAAUAUUCAGGCAGGUACCGAUCCACAAGUGAUUGAUAUGUCUAUAAAGUCCUUGACUUUAAAGGUUUCACCAAUCAUCAUAAAUACGGUGAUUACCAUUACAGAAGCCCUUUACCCAGAUUCUGACACUUUAGAGAAAGCGGCAAGUUCAACUCGAGUAGAUUUAUGGGAAAAGGUGGAUACAAAGAAACUGAAAAUGUGGUUUCUGGAGGAGUCAAACGAAAGUGACGUGGCUGAAACUGAACCUGAAUUGAUUCCCAGAGGAGAGAUGAUGAAAGUGUCCAUUGAGUCUAUUUUCAUAGUUCUUGAAGCUGGAAUCGGUCAUAGAACUGUGCCUAUGCUUCUGGCUAAGUCAUCUUUAUUGGGACAAGCCAAAAACUUUCUUAGUCUGAUCCACCUCCACUGUCAACUUCAACUAGAAGUGCAUUACUUCAAUGAGAUGUUUGGUGUAUGGGAACCUCUGCUUGAACCUGUAGAAAUUGAAGAUACUGAAGAUUUCAGGCCAUGGAAUCUUGGAAUCAAGAUGAAGAAGAAAUCUAAAAGGGCAAUUGUUGAAUCAGAUUCUGAGGAAGAAAACUACAAGGUGCCAGAAUAUAAGACGUGCAUUACUUUUUUUUCAAAGGACCAACUGAACAUAACUUUAUCUAAAUGUGGCCUUAUAAUGAUGAAUAAUUUAGGCCAGGCAUUUGCAAACGCCGCCAGUGGAUCUAAAGAUAUUUACACCAAAGAUCAGGCCCCAUUUAUAAUUAUAAAUUCUCUGGGACUCGCCAUCUCGAUCUCGACAAGUGAUAACUUUCAAAUUGUUAGUGCACCUAGAGUGAAAGCAUUCGAAUUGAAAAACGAGGAGACUUUAAAUCUGGAUUAUGUCAGAACUAAUGACAACGAUCUGUUCACCGCAAUGACCAGUUUAAGCAGCAAACUCUUCUUCAUUCUGAUCACUCCUCAUAACCACUCUACAGCUGACAAAAUUCCACUAACCAAAGUAGGUAGAUUUCUCUACACCGUCAGACACAGAGAGUCUGGAGUUGAACGAUCUGUUGUUUGCCAAAUUGACACAGUGGAAGAGAGUAAAAUGGUGACAAUACGCUCCCCUUUACAGAUUAGAAAUCACUUUUCAAUUCCACUGAAUAUUUUUGAAGAGGCCACAUUACUUGGAACUGCUUUACCAGACAACGAAUUUAAUAUUCCAUUGACGGCUUACCGAUCAGUACUGUUUUUGAAACCUAGUGGUGAGAAUUAUAACCUGUGUGAAGCAAUUACCUUUGAAGAAAUUAUAAAUAAUUCUGGAGUCCUCAUACAGAAGAGAUGUCAAAUUCUGCAUGAAGAAAACACAUCAUUUAUCCUUAAUGUUGUUGCAGUAGAAGAUAGCUUAUCCUCACGUUCAGUGUAUUCUAAUGAUGGAUGGGAUUUACCCUAUGUGAUCCAUUUGUGGCCUCCCAUUCUUCUCCGCAACCUCUUGCCUUAUGAAAUGGUUUACUCUGUUGAGGGAUCUGGUCAUGAUCUUCUAACUCUAGAGGAGGGCUGUUCAGCCCAACUUUAUACUGCAGAGCUGGAUAAAGCCAGGAUACACUUGGAGUUACUUGACUAUCUUGAUCGUGAUUGGAAAAGCAACUACGAUGUAAAGUCCGAGCAAAGCGACAUUAGCUUCAUCACCUUCACCAGCGUCACUGAGCUAGAAGUGGCAGAAUUGGACAUCGCCAUCCAUAUAACCUACAACACUGGGCAGACAGUCAUUGCCUUUCACAGCCCUUAUUGGAUGGUGAAUAAAACGGGCCGAUUACUGCAGUACAAAGCUGAUGGCAUUCACCGGAAACACCCCCCUGAUUACAGGAAGCCAGUUCUUUUUUCUUUUCAACCUAAGAACUUUUUCAAUAAUAACAAGGUGCAGCUUUUGGUCACAGACAGUGAUUUGUCAGAUCAAUUUUCAAUUGACACAGUUGGCAGUCACGGAUCUGUUAAAUGUAAAAAACAGAAGAUAGAAUACCAAGUUGGUAUCACCAUAGACCUCAGUAGUUUCAACCUUACGAGAAUUGUAACGUUCACCCCUUUCUUUAUGAUCACAAACAAAAGUAAAUAUCAGGUAAAGGUGUCUGAAGAGGGCAGUGGAAAAUGGAUUGCUGUUGACUUGGAGCAGUGCAUCCCCUUCUGGCCUGACAGUGCUGCCAACAAAUUGCUUAUUCAAGUUGAAAAUAGUGAAGGACUCAUAAAGAAAUUGAAUUUUACUAAACAGGAAAAUUGUAUUCUAUUACACCUGGGCAGCAAGCUUGGCGGCAUUAUUGUGGAUGUUAACGUGGCCGAGCACUCUACUGUAAUUACUUUUACAGAUUACCAUGAUGGAGCAGCACCGUUCCUCAUAAUAAAUCACACCAACAAUGAGGUGAUUGAAUAUAGGCAGAGUUCUCGCAGUGAGUUGGAAGAUUGUCUCCCCCCCGGCAAAGCGACGUUUUACACUUGGGCCGAUCCAGUGGGCUCUCGGAAACUGUACUGGAAAUGUGGAAAGAGCCAUGGUGAAGUAACCCAGAAGGAUGAUAUGAUGUCUCCUAUAAAUAUGGGCGACAAAAAGACCAUUUAUUUAGUGUCAUUCUUCGAAGGCUUACAGCGCAUUGUUCUUUUCACUGAAGAUCCUAAAGUCUUUAAAGUGGCAUAUGACAGUGAAAAAGCAGAGAUAGCGGAGCAAGAAAUUGUAGUAGCGUUACAAAAUGUUGGGAUUUCUCUGGUCAAUAACUAUACGAAGCAAGAAGUGGCCUAUAUUGGCAUCACAAGCUCGGACAUCAUUUGGGAGAGUAAGCCCAAGAAGAAAUCGAGAUGGAAGCCAUUGAGUGUAAAACAAACUGAGAAGCUGGAAAAAGAGUUUAGGGAUUACACCGAGCCGUCACCUUCUGAGGACAAGAUCAUUGAGUUGGAAUCAAAUAUUCCGGUUUAUUUAACACCUAGUGGCAGUAACAUGAAAAUUCUCCGGCCAAAUGUUAUACCACUAAGAAGAAACUACCUACCAGCCAUAAAAGUGGAAUAUAGUACUUCUGAACAUCAAAAAGCCUUCAGGGUGCAAAUUUAUAGGAUACAGAUUCAAAACCAGAUAAAUGGAGCUGUCUUUCCCUUUGUGUUUUUUCCUGUUAAACCUCCAAAGUCGAUUGCCCUGGAUUCAGCUCCCAGGCCAUUUGCAGAGGUCAGUAUUGUCAUGAGAUCUGCGGGACAUUCCAAAAUUGCACGUAUUAAAUACUUCAAAGUGUUGAUCCAAGAAAUGGAUCUCAGAUUAGACCUUGGCUUUCUCUUUGCUCUGGCUGACCUUUUUACACAAGCUGAGGUGACUGAAAAACUCGAGGUUGAGCUUUUCAAGAAGGACAUUGAGUUUUUCCAAGAAGAAUUCAAGACAGUCCAGUUAACAGACACCUCACAAGUCAGUCUGUAUGAAUACUUUCAUAUCUCUCCUAUCAAGUUGCAUUUCAGUGUUUCCUUCAGGUUGGGUGGAGAGGAAACCAUCAAAGAUGAAAGGCAGGAAAGACUGAUACCAGUGAAUUCUGUGAACAUCCUGUUGAAGAGUAUUGGUGCAACUCUUACAGACGUACAAGAUGUGGUGUUCAAGCUGGCUUACUUUGAACUCAACUAUCAGUUCCACACUAGGCCCCAAUUACAGUAUGAGGUUAUAAAGCACUACUCAAAACAGGCCAUUAGACAAAUGUAUGUCCUUCUUCUUGGGCUCGAAGUAUUAGGAAAUCCAUAUGGGUUAUUUAGAGAUUUCUCCGAAGGAGUGGAAGCAUUUUUCUAUGAGCCAUAUCAGGGAGCCAUCCAGGGUCCUGAAGAAUUUAUAGAGGGAAUGGCAAUAGGACUUAAGGCUCUAGUUGGGGGAGCUGUUGGCGGUCUUGCUGGUGCUGCAUCGAGAAUCACUAGUGCAAUGGCCAAAGGAGUAGCAGCAAUAACGAUGGACGAAGACUACCAACAGAGGAGGCGAGAAAACAUGAAUACAAAACCAGCUGGCAUCAGAGAAGGCAUCACUCGAGGAGGAAAAGGCUUAGUAACUGGCUUUGUAAGUGGGAUAACGGGAAUAGUGACAAAACCCAUCAAAGGAGCCCAGAAAGGAGGAGCAUCUGGUUUCUUCAAAGGUGUUGGAAAAGGCUUAGUAGGAGCAGUGGCGAGGCCGACUGGAGGACUUAUAGACAUGGCGAGUAGCACCUUUCAGGGUAUUAAAAGAGCUACAGAAAGUUAUGACGAUGUGGAGAGUCUACGACCUCCUAGAUUCCUUGAUGAGGAUGGAGUUAUCAGACCAUUCAGGCUCAGAGAUGGUACUGGAAAUCAGAUAUUACAGAAAAUGGAAGAUGGAAGAUAUUCCAAUCUUAGAUACUUUACACAUUCCAUGGUCAAUAGUACAGAUUUAUUCAUGAUAACCAAAACCGGCGUGCUGUUUGUGACUGAAGGAUUGUUCGGGCAGCUGACUUGUGAGUGGCAGUACAGUUUUGAGGAGUUUACCAAAGAGCCUUUCAUUAUCCAAGACAGAAGAUUACGCAUCGAGGCCAAGGAACGAAUCAAGUCUGUAUUUCAUGCCAAAGAGCUUGGAAAAAUAGUUAAUUUCAAGACUUCAGAUGAUGCAAAGUGGAUCCUCGGCAAGCUUGAUGAAGUGAGAGAGCUUCGGUCCCAAUUGUAACCAUUGACUGGUGGUGCUGGACUCUGGAGCACGUGGAAUCCACAAUGAAUGCUUAGCUGCUGCUUUCUGCUGCUAGUUUGCUUGUCAAAGGUACACCUUUGACUGUAAAAAUAGCAUCACGUACCCUUAAAUUUGAUGGUCGCCGCCCACUGGGACAAUCAGUCAGGUAGAAUAGCCACGUAAUCCAAAUACUCAGCCAUUUUGCACCCAGUUGGGUUUUUUUAAAAGAUGAACCUAAGUAGGUACAUCCUUUGUGAAUAAAUACAAAAGAUAAAGAUACCCUUCCUCUAGAAGAAUCCAGAAAGUCAGUGUUGGAACCAGCCUCCUCUAUGCCAAGGAAUACUGGAGAUGUUCGUCAAGGGUCCACUCCUGCCGGAAGCGGAAGGCUCGUCCAGGGACGAAGCCAGGGUCCUUCCAUCAGCCCUACCGGUGCGGGGGGAGCCCGGCGACUCUUUGUGCUUCUUUUUAACUAACAGAACUUCCGGGUUGAUUUUCUUUACUUUCGUUAUCAAUGGCAAGCUCAAAUCACGGGGAAGUGAGGUAUCACGACGGUCUGUACUUACUAUUUUUAUUAAGGGAACCCACUGAUGCCUCAACUCAAGAUGGAAAUAAAUGAAUGAGAAAUGUGUCGCUUGUGAAGAUGAGCAAAAUGGUUGGCUUCCCCAGGAAUGACGAGGAGCUCUGACAGUGGUGGAGCCACACUAGAACUGUCCUCACGUAAAAUCACUGGGUCCUGUGCUUUGGGUUGAUCUCAAUCAUGUUUUUAAUGGAAGUCCAACUUGUACAUAUAACUUCUAGAAGCCUUACAGAUGCACUGUUCCCACUUUACUCCAGAGACUGGGAAUGCGGAAGUGAUUGGGAAUGCAGAGGUGAUCGUUAAUGCGGAGGGUGCCAAGCAUGUGCCCCAAGACACAGAGCCAAUUGCAGUGGGUAGAAAAGUAGAUGGUUUUUAUUGGAAGUCAUUAUUCAAGUGGAACUCGUCCCAGUCUCCUAGACUAGACUACUUCAGGGUUGCCUCUCCAAACUCGUGAUGAGCUGAAAAAGAUGAUUUGGACUCAGUACUUGAAAAGAACCUGCAGUAAUUUGUUUUUAGUUCUUGGCCUCCCUCUAGAGAUUUUGCACCCUCGUCCACUGCAGGAGCGACAGAGGGAUGGGGUACAUGGACAAGCAAGGGGAAACGUGAAAGGGAAUUAUAAUAAUGCUUGGUGUCGAUGAAUUGAUUGCACAUUUAGUUGUUGAUGAGGAUGGGAUAUCUCUGGAUGCAUGCUGUUCUUGUCUGCUGCUUAAAGAGUCCUUCCCCAAGGCCACUGGAACGUGUAGAGUCAGUGGCUGUAAACUUCUCCUCGAGCUCUGAAAACCCUUGCUGUGUUGUAAAAGUUAAAAGUAAAUGGCAUGCCAAGCUGUUGGUGUAACUUACUUUCUUUCCCUCUUUCUUUGAUCUGGGUGAACCAAUCUAUUGUGCUGCUGCUUGGUGGUUGAUAGGGAAUGUCUUUAUGUGUGCCAGGAUGAAUGGCAAUCGGGUCGAGGGAUGACACCGAGGUCCAAGCCCCGACUGCGAAUGGGGGUUGCUUCAGUUCCGGGAGCAGCCUCCCCCUGGGCCCCAGGCUGCUGCUUCUUGCCUGUGGGGCACAGAGCCCACAUUCCCUCAGCCUACCUGAAGCAGGAGGAGUCUGAAACCGGCCCUGGGCGCUAGUUAGUGAAGAGGCCUUGGGGAGUGCCUGACUAUUGCCCCUCCCCACCUUCUGGAGCUGGACUGUCUCACUCCCGGAGCGUCUUUUCUGGCGGGAAGGAAGUACACCCAGCUCGCCAGGACCCGGAGAAGAGAGGUGUGGGAAGCGUCACCGAGUGUUCCCGUGCCUGGCUCAAAGCCAGGCAGGAGCCGCCUGUCAACUCGCCCCCCUCCCCUGCUCUUCACCGUCAGCUGAUGGUUGCACAUCCCAGUAGGUGGCCACGGUGAUGACCUCUGUGGAGUAACCAUCUGAGGCACCAAAGCAAAUGAUCAAUUGGGAACCCAAAGCCAUGGGGCACCCUUAGAUCAGCAGAUAUUAUGAAAUGAUCUAAUCUGUAUGGUUGAGGACUUCUUUCUUUUGAGGAUUGUAAGUCUUCUUGUGUGUUUGGUUUCCUUUGGAUAGCCUAGUUAAUGGUGCCUUCGCAUCUGGGCUGCCCUGAAGUAAUAUCCCAUCAGAAGAUGUGCUCCUCCAUUGACCCCCAUUGCCAGCACAGAGGUGGCUGGACUAGGUGAAGGUGCUUAAUGGUCUUUUCGGGUGUCCUACUGAGCAGCCCAUAGAGGUUGCUCCUCUUCUCUCCCCUAAACGUCAGAAUCUCAUUUCUGUUCAGCUGGAAGCUGGACCUUUAUUGCACUUUGCUCAGGGCAGCUUCCGGCAGGCCCUUCAGAGGUGCUCUGGGGGAAGAGUGGACAGACAUUGGUUCAGUUGGGUGUCACUGUUGUGGCGGUGCAGUGUCCCAAGAAUGGGUUUACUUCCACUCAGGAUCAGUUCCUGGACUGAGGCCCUGCUUCUGCCUACAAAUCGUAGAUAAGCAGGCAAGGGGAAAGGGAAUGUUUUGUGAUACCAUGGGUCAAAGAAGGAGUCCCGAGUGUUUUAACGGUUGCCUUGCGGAUGGUUGUGAUUUUUACAAAGCUGCUUGUGUUGGCUUGCAAGCUAGGGUGGCUCUCAAAAAUCUUAGAAAGUGUGGUUUGGGGGCUUUUUAAAAUUAAAUUCUAUCAUUGUCUAUCUUAAUGUUUAUUGCCUCCUCAAUAAGACUCUUCCUUUUGGACUUUGAUAUCGCUGCAUUUAGAUAAGAGAAAUAGUUGAAGUGUUGACAAUGCAAAUAUUAAUUUCCUGCUGUUCUGAUCCCGUUAGUAUUAUCGGAGGCCCUUCCCCUAAAUCACAGGUCAGGGUGUCCUGCUCGGAAGAUUUAGUUUUCUUUUUGUCCUUUUGACUGAAACUGUUGCCAUUUUCAAAGGACCUCUUCAGGGCGUUUGGAAUCCUUCCGCCUCCUUUUCCCAGUGAUCGAGCAUUUAGUCUGUGGCUUAAUUAAGCGUCAACACAUUUUGUAGUGGAUUUUUUAAAUUACCAAGUCUGUGUGUGUGUGUAUAUAGUAAAUUAUUGAGGAAAUGUGCAAUUAAAAAUGGGCACUGUCCAUUUAGAUAAUUGUUUUUCUCUCCUUUCUAUGUUUUGUAAUAGCCCUUCUCUAGAUUCUCUAUAUCUCUGCUGUAGGCCUCUGGCCCAGGUGCCUCUGCCCCAUAAAACAUUGACUCUGUCUGUUCUCCUGUUUUAUUUCUUUUGGUGAAAUGAAAGUUUUUAACCACAAAAAUUUACAAGAUUCUUCCAAACAAAAUCAAACAGACAUUUGUCCUAAAGAAUCACCUGGCCAAUGAAGAGUCAUGUUUCCCAUCCCCUAAAGCGGCGGAGUCCCUGGUUCUUUGAUUACUGAAUCCUUGUGGAUAUUUGGCAGUGCAAGUGUAACCAAAAUUGUGUGCCCGCUUCAGAUGAACUGACUCAAAUAAAGCUUUCUGACUUCAAAUCU